Molecule: messenger RNA, 2052 nt
Organism: Zingiber officinale
Lineage: Eukaryota; Viridiplantae; Streptophyta; Magnoliopsida; Zingiberales; Zingiberaceae
Exons: 2
Coding region: 689-1627 (312 amino acids)
Source: RefSeq, a predicted model, not a curated record
GUUUUAGAGUAAAACUUAUAUGAAUUCAUCUCUUUUGUCAUUGCAAACAAGUGUCUAGAACAAGACCGAGCUAACAAGAUCGCGAUACCGAGCUAAAGGAGCGACCUUACGACGAUUAGGUUGGUUACGGAGUGCCCUAACGAACUUCGGAACAAUACUUUCCGGGGGGAAAAAAAAAUUGCAAGGGAGCAGCUAGCAAAACGGCCAUGGUAAAGGGAGAGCAGGACCACUAGGAGGAAGAAGCAAGAGCAACAAAUGAUGGGCAGCGAGACUGAAACAGAGUACAACACUCAAAUGGCCUUGACUUUGCGGCCACACAUGGAACGAUCUUCCUCCUCGCUCCCAUCGCGAUGCUGAUCGUCAGGGAAAUAACGAAUUUGUCAUGGAAAAGGGAAAAGGGAAAAGGGAAAGAAAAAAAGAUGAGCGAAAAGAGAUGCAAAAGGUAGCUCUCCAAUCAGAGGAAGGUGGCUCCCUUUUGAUGAUCGCCGUCUCCGGAGGAUUCCUUCAGUUCCAGCUCUGCACCCACUGCGCCCAGAGGAGAGGGAGGAGAAUCGAGUUGGCUAUAAAUUCCAGGAGAUGAUCGUCGUAGGUGUUGAGGGGAGAAGAGAGGAACACCCAUCGUCGCUCCCAAGCUGUCUCUGUCGCCAUUAAAGCUUCUUCUCCGGCUGAAGGUUUCUUGCUCGAUCUGAUGAAGCCUGCUUCCGGGGCGGUGAAUGGGUUCUACGCCUUCCUCGCCCAUGGCGUGGAGGAGCUGGCGAGUGGGGGAGAGAGCUCGAGCGGGUUCAUGUCGUUGCAGUUUCUGCAGGGGUGCGUGGCGCUGCUGCGGGCGGCGCACUUGCAGCUCGCCGGCCUGGUGCAGAAGCUCCGGCUGCCGCCUGGGGAGAAGUGGCUGGACGAGUACAUGGACGAGAGCGCGCGCAUCUGGGAGGUUUGUCAUGUGCUCAAGCUCGGCGUCGCAGGGAUGGAGAACUACUGCGCCGCGGGAGCGGACUUGGUGGCCGCCGUGGAGCGCCGCCAGAUCAAUCCGCAACUCCUCCGCCAGGCGGCGAGGGCGGUGUCUGCUUGCCGGCGAGCGGCGGCGGGGCUGGAGGAGGAGAACAGAGUGCUGAUGGAGACGCGGAUCGAGCCGCUGUCGCUCCGCUUCAACGAGACGGCGCCGUCGGAGUCGAAGCUCCACGGAUUCAACGGAUUCCGCGGCGUGCUCCACGCGAUGAGCAACGUGAGCUCCUUCCUCCUCGCGGCGCUGCUCUGGGGACUCGUCUGCUGGUGGCCCGGCUGCCGAGCAGCCACCUCCGCCGGCGACAGCUGCGCCGCCCUCGAACCCGGCUACAUGGCGUCGAUCGUCAGGCUGCAGCAGAGGGUGGCGGCCGAGAUCGACAGCGCCGGCAGCCGCACCGGGCCGCUGGCGCAGGAGUUCCGGCGCUCCAAGGCCGGCGUGGAGGACUUGAGGGAGCACCUCGAGAGGACCGGCGGCGGAGAAAACCCGCAGGACAGAGCGGAGCACCUGAGUGCCUGCCUCGCCCUUCUCCGCUCCGGCAUCGACAACAUCGCCGGCCAGCUCGACGACUUCCUCGACGAGAUCGUCGAGGCGAGGAAGAAGCUCUGGGACAUCUGCAGUCUCAGGUAGCUCCGCAAGCAAUCAAACCCAGCAACUUUACUCAAAAUCGAAGCCCAUAAUUCCCAAUAAAGAGAGAGAGAGAGAGAGAGAAGCGAUCAGAUUCCACGCGAUCAUCCAUCUCUUCUCUGUUUUCGCUCAAGAUCAAAUUUUUAUUUCUGAAUUGCAUAAACAGCCAUCCAAUUCACUCAUCGUCAACUCGUUUCUUUCUUCCUUUCUCCCUGAAACCAUUCUUCCAUUCGUGGAUGUGCGUUCGACUUUGUCUGAAAUUGGAAGAGGGCAGAAGAAGAAGACAAAAGGUUGGAAGCUUUUGUCUGGUUUGGCUCAGGUCGAAGAGGACGAAGAGGAGGAGGAGGAGAGAGGAGAGAGUAGUCUGAGAAAGUGUGCUGGUUGAAAUCGUGUCGCUGUCUUCGAGCAUGAGAACAUGAGUAACUGAA